Messenger RNA from Harpia harpyja (harpy eagle), 2029 nucleotides. RefSeq names its product kinesin family member 25 (gene KIF25). Gene Ontology annotation, biological process: microtubule-based movement. NCBI's taxonomy places the organism in Eukaryota, Metazoa, Chordata, Aves, Accipitriformes, Accipitridae. Gene Ontology annotation, molecular function: microtubule motor activity; microtubule binding; ATP binding. Bases 34 to 1905 code for a protein of 623 amino acids. The transcript is spliced from 16 exons. The record is from RefSeq and is a predicted model, not a curated record.
GGCGGGUGCCGGCUGUGGCAGCCGGCGGGGAGGAUGCGGGCGCGGAGCGGGCUCGACCCGGGCUCCGUGUGGGCGCAGCGCCUCGGGCAGCUGGAGCGGCGGUUGCGAACCAAAGAAGAAAGAAUAGUUGUCCUGGAAACUGAAAAUGCUGCUCUUCAUCUAAAACUUGCAGAGUAUCAAGGGUUGGCUGGAAGAAGCACUAAUGAAGUAUUGCAGCUCUACUCUGCUCAUGGCCAGCAGCAGAAAUUGCAGAGGAGUUCUGUUGUAACCCAGCUGCAUGGAGCAAUAAAGAGGCUUAAGCAAGACCUGAAGAGCCUCCGUUCAUUUGCUCUUGAGCUUUCAAAAGACUUUCAGCGUCAAAGCAAGACUUACCUUUACCAAGUUUUGACAGCAGUCCAAGGGAUACAGCUGCAAAAUGAAGCAAUGCAAAGACGCUUUCUCUCUGGGGUGGAGAAGAGGAAAAAUUGGGUCAGGCGCUUAUUUCCCACUUUGCCAGUAUGCUGGCACCUACGUGCUGUGCUCCUCUUAGAGAAAGUGUUUCAGAUAAAAGCUUUUGAUCUUGAGCAGUCUCUACAAGAGGUGACGGAGAGAUAUGAGAAAGAAAAGCAAAAGAGGAGAGCUCUGCAUAACAGCUUAGUUGAGCUGAGAGGAAAUAUCAGAGUCCACUGCAGGAUCCGACCAUUACUACCUUUUGAUACUGCUGCUGGACAUUCAGUAUCACAAGAUAGGCAAAGAAACUCUUCUGAAAAGGUGGCAUAUGCAGCUGAUGAUGAAACCGUCCUUGUAAAGUGUAGCCGUCCUGGUCAUGCAUCAAUAAACAAGACUUUUCAGUUUGAGAGAGUUUACAGUCCUUCAGAGUCUCAAGACACAGUAUUUGCGGAUGUGGCUCCUUUGCUAACAUCUCUCCUGGAUGGGUACAAUGUGUGUAUCAUGGCUUAUGGGCAGACUGGAAGUGGGAAGACAUACACAAUGUUGGGACCACAGUUAGAGGAGAACUUUGCAUACUCCAUAGAAGAUGCAUCAGAACUUGGAAUUAUUCCUCGAGCUACCCAAGAAGUCUUCAGGCUUAUUUCAGAAAAGCCACCAGGAAGUUACUGGGUUGAGGUUUCUGUUGUAGAAGUGUAUAAUAAUGAAAUUUUUGAUCUUCUGGCCAAAGACAGUUGUGGAAAAGUAUUUGGCGUCAAACGUGAUGUUGUCACAACCAGAGAAGGAAAGAGCGAUGUUCCAUUGCUUACAUAUGAGACUGUUGAAAAUGCAUCUGAAUUUUUGCAUCUAGUCAACAAAGGCCUACAGCUGAGAGUCAGGCACCCAACACUGGUGCACGCUCACUCCUCUCGUUCUCAUCUGGUAGUUACAUUGACCAUAACCACAAUUGUCUCUGGAGAUAACUUUGGUACUUCAUGGGAAGAUGAACAAACCAGUCAGAGGCUAAACAAAGAGGUUUCCUGCACCUUUCCACAAAAAAUGAGAGAGAAUAAAUCCACCUCUUCUUCUAGAGCCUCUUCACCAGCACAACUUGAAGCAACUGAGAAAAUGAAGCAAGUCAAAACCAGAUUGCAGCUGGUGGACCUGGCUGGUAGCGAGUGUGUCGGUAUGUCUGGAGUGACAGGUGCAGCACUGCGAGAGACAUCAUUUAUUAACCGCAGCUUGUCUGCCCUAGCAGAUGUUCUUGGAGCAAUAGCAGAACAGCGAUCUCAUGUACCGUAUCGAAACAGCAAACUUACGCAUCUGCUUCAGGACUCCGUAGGAGGUGAUGCUAAACUGUUGGUGAUGCUGUGCAUCUCUCCUGACCAGAAGUACUUAACAGAAUCAAUGCAGUCUCUGGGAUUUGGAACUCGUGCUCGGCAAGUUCAGAGAGGACAAGUCAAGAAAAAAAGUUUCCCAAUGCCGAGUAAAGCAAAAUAAAACCUAAGACUCCUGUGGAUUAAAGUAUUAUUAAUGAGUUCCUCAGACUGAAAUGUAUAUUGUUGUCCUAAAGCCAUUCUUUUAGAUAUCAACUGCCAGAUAAAAUAAACAAUCUUCAACAUGG